AUGGAGGCUGCCACCUCAAUCCCGGGAUGGGGGUCCCCUAGUCCAUCGGCGGCUGACAUGCCUAACCAAGCCGUCGUCGAAGUCCAGGCCCCAAGGAAGAGGUUCCGCGUCCGUAAGGGCACAAAGAGUUGCUGGGAAUGCAAGCGGCGGAAGAUACGCUGCACAUUUGCAGCAUCCACGGACAUGCGUUGUACCGGGUGCAAGCGCCGGCGGACGGCGUGCGUCAGCCAGGAGUUCCCGGACGAAUCUACUGCUUUCUGUUCCACCGACAUCGGCAGACCGCCGGCUUACGGAGACAGACUCGGCCGCUUAGAAGCCUCCGUUGAGCUGCUGGUCAAGAGUUCCGGGGCCAAUGGUCGCAACUGCAGUGACCCUGGUAGUCCCUCUCGCGUCACCCUUCGGGACACAACUGGCUCGACCGACACUUUGCCCCAAGCGGGUUUCAUAUCUUCAGAGACUCCUGUGUGGACGUCGCCCAUCUCGCCCGCAGGAGAAGUGGUAGUGGCAUGCAAACUCGAUGAAAUAUCCCGAGCUCUUGCUGCGACUUGGCCGAAGCCGCAUGAACUCGAGAUGAUCUUAAGUGAGCCACUUAGCGACGGCAUAUCCUUUUUGGAAAUCCUUCAUAAGAUCGGCUACAUUCCCAGCGCUCCGUCUAGUGAGGGCUCACCACCACAAAGCGUGCCCCUUAUUCCGCGGCCGCGAGACAUGUUGCAGCUGCCACCGCCAGGCUCGCGCCCUGUGCUUAUUGCAAAGAAGAUCUUCCUCCUGGGUCUCUACACUCAAGGCAUACAACCCCAUACCAAGUAUUACGAUGCCAUGUCCCGCAUGGUAGAAGCCGCCAUUAGCCUGGUAACGACCAGGGACGAGCUCACCAACUCCCUAGAAGGGAUAGAGUGCAUUGCUUUGGAGUGUCUUUACCAUGAGGGUGCUGGGAAUCUUCGCCGCGCAUGGCUUGCAAUCCGCAGAGCCAUAGCCAUGUCCCAGAUCAUAGGCCUCCACCGCGGCAAUGCCACGAGCUUGUCUUUAGAAGCUCUGGAGCCAGAAACUCGUGAGCGGGUUGACUCUGAGCACAUGUGGCUUCGAGUUAUGCAAAUAGACCGCUAUAUCUCCCUGAUGCUGGGCCUGCCGCAUUUUUCACCCGAGAGUGUCCCCGCCCAGCCUGAGUCGAUGGAGCGAUGCACCCCGGUAGAGCGGAUGCGGCGUCUUGACGCGGUAGCAGGAGGACGCAUCCUAGUGCGCAACCAAGACGACAUUAGAGACGGAGUCACCGAGACGCGUGAGAUCGACCAACUACUUCAAAGGUCCUCAGAAAUCAUGCCGCCUCAGUGGUGGCUGUCCGGUAGCGAGGCCACCAACUACCAAUCCAAUCAAGGGGAACAAGAAGGCGAAGAGAUACAAAUCCUGGAAGCGACAGUCCGCAUCACAGAUCAACUCAUCCACUAUCAGCUGCUUGUCCAACUUCACUUCCCCUACCUUCUCUGUUCUUCCACCCAAAGCAAGUACGAUUAUAGCAAGAUGACAGCCGUCCAUGCAAGCCGUGAGCUCCUUCGCCGCUUUCUUGCCUUCCGCGUUAUUUAUCCCGUCAGCUCCUACUGCCACGGUCUCGAAUUCAGCACUUUCAUAGCGAUAGCGGCACUUUGCCUCGCUCACAUGGAGGCACGCCGCCAGGUUCUCGCCGAGGAGAUUGCCACCAAGAGCAGCGUGCUAUGCUUUCUGACACACCAGCGACCGGCUGACCGGGGAAUGAUGGAGCGAGCGGUUGAGAAUAUGGAGAGUUUGGCCGCUGCCCGUAAUAAUAUUCUUGUAAAGAAGGCGGUCGCGAUCCUGCGGCAUCUCCUUAUUAUUGAGGCGGAUGUUGCAGCCGGCGGAUGGUACAGCGCGGAGUCUUCACCUGCAAAGACACAUGAUACUGAGGAGGAGUUUGGCGGGCUUAGUGAGGGUGGAAAUGUGCUACAAAUCCUCAUCCCGUACUUUGGCACCGUCAAGAUUCGCCGCAGCGGGAUUGACACCUCCAUUUCAUCACUGAUGCCACCGCCAUCAGGGGGCCGAAACGAGCACGCAGAAUCCAACACGCAGAGAGCCUCCGCGAGGACUAGUCAUCCCGCUGUCUUCAGCCUCGAUAAGAACUCACAGGAUGCACAUAUUCUUAUGCCCGAGUUCGACACAGGGACAAGCGAUUGGGCUUUGCAGGGCAUAGACGUGAGCUUUCUCGGUGACCUCGCGGGGACCGGGACGGAUGCGGUAGUAUAA
Messenger RNA from Fusarium falciforme, 2250 nucleotides. RefSeq names its product Zn(2)-C6 fungal-type domain-containing protein. Gene Ontology annotation, molecular function: zinc ion binding; DNA binding; DNA-binding transcription factor activity, RNA polymerase II-specific. Gene Ontology annotation, biological process: DNA-templated transcription; regulation of DNA-templated transcription. The record is from RefSeq and is a predicted model, not a curated record. The transcript has a single exon. The coding region runs from base 1 to 2250 and encodes 749 amino acids. Lineage: Eukaryota; Fungi; Ascomycota; Sordariomycetes; Hypocreales; Nectriaceae.